GUGCCGGUUUAUUCUCUGGUAGGGUUGCACCUACUCUCAUUAAUGAUUUGGUACUUGACUGAUGCAGGUACUUGGGGUCCUAUGGUCAGGAACCAUCUGAAGGUUGUCACUGUUUGCGGUGAAGAGGACUUCUUGUGUAAACACAAGACGUUCUCUCUUAUCUCUCCAUUAUUUGCAGCGAAAUAUAAUUGUUCCACAUUCCUCGUAAGCAAAACAAAACUGUUUCUACUCCCCUUAACGUGCCAGUAAUAUACUCUUCUCCGGAAUUUUGGUGAGAGUCUGAUAAUUGCGAACAUGUCGAUUACGAGAACCAACUUUACAGUACGCAGUAUUUUAGAUUUGCCAGAUCAACGUGCAAUGGACAACCUUAAUGAUUGGGAUCAAGGAGGUGGAAAGGUUACUCAAUCUUCUACCAUGAGGAGCGAGCUGGGCACACGCCCGCAACAAGACUAUUCUAAAUUGCCUUAUUCUGCGUGGUUUGGUUCUGACAAGAUGUCAUCUGAUGAGAGCGGCACCGAUCGAGCUUCAGAGGGUCGUGUCCAAAGGAAAGGCUCUACCUCCAUCACGAAGAACGAGAAGAAGAAGAAACGGCGGGUCCUCUUCUCCAAAGCACAAACGUUCGAACUUGAGCGAAGGUUUCGGCAGCAACGUUACUUAUCCGCUCCCGAGCGCGAACACUUCGCCCACCGCCUGAGCCUGACUCCGACUCAGGUGAAGAUCUGGUUCCAAAACCACAGGUAUAAAAUGAAGAGAGCCCAGGUAGAAGGCAGUUUGCAGGUGGAUGUAAACCAGCCUCAACUGGUCCGCAGAGUCGCAGUGCCAGUGCUGGUCAAAGAUGGCAAGCCUUGCCACACUUGCUCUAUUACUUCCAUACAGAUCCGGGACAAGCCCGGACAUACUGUUCACCUCAGUAAUUCCUUCACUGCUUUCGCAGUCCGUGGCUUCCAACAGGUGCAGCACGCUGGGCCGCUGGGCGCCUUUCCGAGUUAUCAUCACCUGACGCAUCCUGUAAUACGGAGACAACAGUGGAGCUGGUGAAUGGCAGGCACUUUGAACUCCCAAAACUUAUGCUAUUAUUUGAUUACAAAAUAAUAAUGUUAUAGUCCAGCAACUUCGUGAGUAGUGGCAUUUCCCAUAUUAUUAUAUUUUCUGCUAUGUUCUUACACAUUGCGUUUCCAGACCGCUGCCUAACUUUUCUUUUGAUCGUUUCCAGGAAUAUAACUGUUACGUGCAUAUCUUGUUUUCCAAAGGACCAUUAAAAAAAAGUAAUUUAUAGAUGUAAUAUAAUCCGGAACUAAACAAAUGAAAACGACUAUAGGUCUACAAGGUAUAGAACAUGCCAACAGCACAAGUUGCUAGUUUAUUCGUGGUAAUUUCUUUGGUCUGAAAUAGUAAAUACAGCUUGCAUUGUAUAAAUAGUUUUUGAAAGUGUGUCAAAUUACAUUUUUCAGUUUUGAUAAGAUCGAAUUUAAUGACCAAUCAGUUGUUUCGGUAUUGGUAAUUUAAAAUAUUUUUCCAGUGUAAAACAGCUAAUUAGUAUUAUAAACAUGUAACCUUUCAUUGUAAUGAAAUGUAUGUUUAGGUUAGUUGAACCUCCUCGAAUGUUAUUUAACUAAUGCCAAGUGAACAUUUACAAACCCUUUCAAAUUAUUCGAGAAUGGAACAGAAGUUUUUCAGCAUUUCGAUUGAGAAACGUGGCGUUCUAGAAGUUAGAACGGGAGUCUCUUGUGGGUGAAAAUUGUUGAUUAAAUAGUGUAUACUUCAGACGUU
Molecule: messenger RNA, 1770 nt
Organism: Amblyraja radiata (thorny skate)
Lineage: Eukaryota; Metazoa; Chordata; Chondrichthyes; Rajiformes; Rajidae
Gene: nkx2-9
Product: NK2 transcription factor related, locus 9 (Drosophila)
Exons: 2
Coding region: 295-1038 (247 amino acids)
Biological process (GO): cell differentiation; regulation of transcription by RNA polymerase II
Cellular component (GO): nucleus
Molecular function (GO): RNA polymerase II cis-regulatory region sequence-specific DNA binding; DNA-binding transcription factor activity, RNA polymerase II-specific
Source: RefSeq, a predicted model, not a curated record